GCAUUUGACCCCGCAACGCAUCCCCCACGUCUUUCAAGAGCAAGCAAGCUUCAAGCUAACUUCAAACUUUUGAGUUCAAACGAGGUGUCUCUACCGUCAAUUUGCCAGCGAACAUAGCUAUCGAGAGUUAUAGAAAGGAUACCAAGAAUGACUACCUCGUUUCAUGCGCGUAGUUCCGUUCACCGACUGGGAUACUAUUUUUCCCAUAUGACACGGUUUACGCUCAACGGGAGUCGCGCAGCAUCAGGGUAUGUGAAAUAUAACCAUGAAGAUCCGUUGAACUUGGAAUCUCUACUAACGGAAGAGGAGAUUGCCAUACGUAAUACUGCUCGCGAGUACUGCCAGGAGAAUCUCGCUCCCCGUGUGCUGGAAGGUUGGCGGACAGAAAAAUUCAAUCAUGACAUUCUCCCUGAAAUGGGUAAACUGGGGCUGCUUGGACCGACAAUUAAGGGCUAUGACUGUGCUGGAGUGAGCAACGUGGCGUAUGGCCUCAUUGCUAGAGAAAUUGAGCGCGUCGACUCUGGCUACCGGUCGACAGCAUCUGUCCAAUCAUCGCUUGUUAUGCACCCCAUCAAUGAGUUUGGUACUGAAGCACAGAGGGAGAAGUAUCUUCCUCGGUUAGCUAAGGGAGAAAUUGUUGGCUGUUUUGGACUGACCGAAGCAAAUCAUGGUUCAGACCCAGCUGGCAUGGAGACAACUGCUGAAGAAACUGAUGGUGGUUUCGUUCUCAAUGGAAGCAAGACUUGGAUAUCAAAUGCACCUGUGGCUGACAUUUUUGUCGUCUGGGCUCGCUGCAAAUGGGAUGGCAAGGUCCGAGGCUUCGUUCUCGAGAAGGGUCUGAAAGGUUUGGAAGCGCCAGCCAUUAAGAAUAAGCUUGCACUUCGGGCGUCGUUGACCGGCUCCAUCUUCAUGGACUCUGUUAGAUUAGGGCACGAUGCAUUGCUCCCGCAUGGACAAGGUCUUAGUGCCCCUUUCUCCUGUCUCAAUAGUGCCCGGUAUGGCAUUUCAUGGGGUGUAAUGGGGGCUCUCGAGGAUUGUAUCGAAAAAACCCUCGCGUAUGCACUUGAGCGCAAGCAAUUUAAGCGACCGUUGGCAUCUUUCCAGCUCGUCCAGAAGAAGCUCGUAGACGCGCAAACUGAGGUGGCUCUCGGCUUGCAGGCUAGCCUUCAGGUUGGCAGACUGAAGGACGCAAAUAAGCUGGCCGCCGAAAUGGUUAGUAUGGUGAAGCGUAAUAACUGUGGAAAGGCUCUCCAACAAUGCCGAAUCAUUUUGGAUAUUCUCGGAGGAAAUGCAUCAUCAGAUGAGUAUGAUAUACACGGGCUCAUCCUUGGAAAGGCAAUGACUGGCAUUCAAGCAUUUGCUAAUUAAUCCCAUCGAUAUAUUUAUUGCAACAUAUGCUCAGAAUUCAAUGAAGGACUUCACAUCUUAUCUCUUUGGAAGCAUUGUCAAAUGCAUGAGCCUGCUUAUUAUUCACAAAGUGCCGAUGGUAGUGCACAAGCCAAACUUUGACAUUGUGUAUUGUGGUGGAUUCAGCCGCGCCGCUAGCCUUUGAGCGGUUUGAUCCUACCUGCGUGACUGCUAACCUCUGCCGAGUCCUGACCUUUGGUUUCUCUUAAAUGUUACUCGAAUUUUGACAUUUGCAGUCG
Messenger RNA from Suillus paluster, 1646 nucleotides. RefSeq names its product glutaryl-CoA dehydrogenase. The transcript is spliced from 13 exons. Lineage: Eukaryota; Fungi; Basidiomycota; Agaricomycetes; Boletales; Suillaceae. The coding region runs from base 148 to 1368 and encodes 406 amino acids. Gene Ontology annotation, biological process: fatty-acyl-CoA biosynthetic process; fatty acid beta-oxidation using acyl-CoA dehydrogenase. Gene Ontology annotation, cellular component: mitochondrial inner membrane. Gene Ontology annotation, molecular function: fatty-acyl-CoA binding; flavin adenine dinucleotide binding; glutaryl-CoA dehydrogenase activity. The record is from RefSeq and is a predicted model, not a curated record.